CGGCGGCGGCGGCGGCGUUUGAGUGGAGGAAGAUGGCGGCUCUGGGCGGUUUGGGGUCCUGGCAUCCUUGAGGACUCGCGAGCGCUGCGGGCGCAGCCUGGGGCGGAGUGCCCCUGGUCUGGUCCUACCCCGGGGUCCCUCACCACUAUCACCAGCGGAACGAGUCCGAAAACGUGGAGCGGACUGGGCCAGCUGUGGAGUGGAAUGUCAUGGCCAGCUCUUCGGACAGUGAAGAUGACAGUUUCAUGGCUGUGGACCAAGAGGAAGCUGCGCCGGAAGGGACAAUGGAGCAAGAUGAGAACGCCCAGCCAGGACUGGAAGCCGAGGAGGAGCCUCGACACAACAGGUCUAUGUCAGAGCUGCCGGAAGAAGUGUUGGAGUAUAUCUUGUCCUUCCUCUCGCCCUACCAGGAACACAAGACUGCAGCCCUCGUCUGCAAACAGUGGUAUCGACUUAUCAAAGGAGUAGCCCAUCAGUGUUACCAUGGUUUCAUGAAGGCUGUUCAGGAAGGAAACAUUCAGUGGGAGAGCCGCACUUACCCGUACCCUGGAACCCCGAUUACUCAGCGGUUCUCACACAGUGCAUGCUAUUAUGAUGCUAAUCAGUCUAUGUAUGUGUUUGGAGGCUGUACACAGAGCAGCUGCAAUGCUGCCUUCAAUGACCUUUGGAGACUUGACCUCAACAGCAAAGAGUGGAUUCGACCUUUGGCUUCAGGCUCCUAUCCUUCCCCCAAAGCUGGAGCAACUCUAGUUGUAUACAAGGACUUGUUAGUGCUCUUCGGUGGCUGGACGCGACCAAGCCCUUAUCCUCUACACCAACCAGAGAGAUUCUUUGAUGAAAUACAUACUUACUCACCCUCUAAAAACUGGUGGAAUUGCAUUGUAACGACCCAUGGGCCACCUCCCAUGGCCGGCCACUCCUCCUGUGUGAUAGAUGAUAAAAUGAUUGUCUUUGGUGGCUCUUUAGGAUCCCGACAAAUGAGCAAUGAUGUCUGGGUCCUUGACCUUGAGCAGUGGGCAUGGUCCAAGCCGAACAUCGCCGGCCCCAGUCCUCAUCCUCGAGGUGGUCAGUCUCAGAUUGUCAUCGACAAUGCGACUAUCUUAAUCCUUGGAGGAUGUGGAGGUCCCAAUGCUCUUUUCAAAGACGCUUGGUUGUUGCACAUGCACCCAGGUCCCUGGGCUUGGCAGCCACUCAAGGUAGAAAAUGAAGACCAUGGGGCCCCAGAGUUGUGGUGCCAUCCCGCCUGCCGGGUGGGACAGUGUGUGGUGGUCUUCAGCCAGGCUCCUAGUGGGAGAGCCCCCCUCAGCCCCAGUUUGAACUCGCGCCCAUCACCUAUCAGUGCCACUCCUCCAGCCCUGGUUCCUGAAACUCGAGAGUACCGCUCGCAGUCUCCAGUCAGGAGUAUGGAUGAAGCUCCUUGUGUUAACGGCCGCUGGGGAACACUGAGACCCAGGGCUCAAAGGCAGACUCCCUCAGGCUCGCGGGAAGGGAGCCUUUCCCCUGCCAGAGGAGAUGGCUCUCCUGUCCUCAAUGGUGGGAGUUUAUCUCCAGGAACAGCAGCUAUCGGUGGCUCUUCCCUAGACAGUCCUGUGCAGGCCCUGUCUCCAAGCACUCCUUCUGCUGCUGAAGGGUAUGACCUGAAAGGGGGACUGACUUUAGCCCCCCGACGAGGGUCGCUACCAGAUCAGAAAGACUUAAGACUAGGGUCCAUUGAUCUGAGUUGGGACCUGAAACCUGCUUCUGGGAGCAAUCACAUGGAUGGUGUGGACAACAGGACAGCUGGGGGGAGUGCGAGACACCCUCCAGAACAGACCAAUGGUGUGCAUACCCCUCCACACGUGGCCAGUGCCCUUGCAGGGGCUGUCUCACCUGGUGCCCUGCGCCGGAGCCUGGAGGCCAUCAAAGCAAUAUCAUCCAAAGGCCCCUCAGCCUCUGCAGCACUAAGCCCACCUCUUGGGUCUUCUCCAGGCUCCCCUGGGAGCCAGAGCCUAAGCAGUGGAGAAACCGCCCCCAUCCCCCGCCCAGGCCCAACAGGACCUGCCCAAGGAGAUGGACAUUCCUUACCUCCCAUUGCCCGCCGCCUGGGCCACCACCCGCCACAGUCCCUCAAUGUUGGCAAGCCCUUGUACCAGAGUAUGAACUGCAAGCCCAUGCAGAUGUACGUGCUGGACAUUAAAGACACCAAGGAGAAGGGACGGGUCAAGUGGAAAGUAUUCAGCAGCGCCUCCGUGGUGGGACCUCCUGAAACCAGCCUUCACACGGUGGUCCAAGGCAGGGGCGAACUCAUUAUAUUCGGAGGGCUCAUGGACAAGAAGCAGAAUGUGAAGUACUACCCAAAAACAAACGCCUUGUACUUUGUGCGUGCAAAGAGAUAAUAUGUUCCAAUUCCCUUUCCCUUUCUGUAGCUUUUAAUUUGGAAUUUUCCAGUGUGCAAGCAUUUGGACUAAGAAUUGGGAAAAUAGUAACAUUAUUCCCACAAACCAAAACUCCAAUGCCCAAUCUAACUCACUCCAGGCUGGGAUCAAAUCUUCAUUAAGAAAAAAAUUAUAUAUAAAACAUAUAUUAUAUAACCAACUCUGUUUACAAAAAAGGGAGAGAUCUCCGUCUGAGUUCAGAUAAAAUGGUUGCUGUGUUUUAGCAGAGGCUGUGCUGCCUUUUUCUACUUUGCUGAUAACUAGACCAAGAAUCAUUACGUUUCCAAUAGAAACCGAAGAGCCCCGUACAUCUCUUUAUGUGGCCUUCUCAGAAUCAGAACGGGAAGGGCAUAGAUAAAAUGCGAAGGAGCUUUCAGCGCAGCCCCCGCCUCAGCAGGUACUGGUGGGGUGAAAGAAACUCAGAAGAAAACUGCAGAGGACCUGUGACCGCUCUCUCUGCUGAAUGCCCUGUGCUGGUCCCCUUCUGCCCUCUGUGACCCAGGGAAGUUGCCCAGCAAGGGAUUUCUUUCCAGGUGUGCCAGAUCCAUCGAGGAGAGCUCAUAUGCUGACAUCGUCGUCUCCUGCUGUUGGUCACUUGAGUGCUUCCUACAUGUCUCAGAAAACAUUUGCUAUUUGAUUGUGGAAUUUUCUGACAAUCGUGUUUGGUGGCAAGUUCCCAAAACCUGCAUUUGUUCUCCUUUCCCUUAUUUUAGAAUUUUUUGUCCCCAGAGGCUACAUUUUCCAUCAGAAGGCUGCUCUUCACCCUCCCCCAGCCCCCACAUCUUUUCAUGUGGAUCUCCUAAGCCCUAAAGCCUUUCUUUCUUUUGGUUUCUUUCAUAGAGCAAAGGUUCCUAAAGAAAUUACGCUUCUUAGAAAUAGUUCCAGAACCCUUUGUUUGGUAUCCCUAGGGGCAGGCAGGGAAUUCUAAGAUGCUAGUAUCAUGAGAAAAAUCCUUGAAGCAUCGAAAGGCACUUUUUUCCCUAUGGACCUCUUUUUAGUUCCAGAGCACAGUGGACAUGCUCUUCCAUAUUUGUACAACUGCAAGUUGGUGGUGGGAGGAAUCCUAAUAACAGUUCCAUUGGAGGGGUUCCCUGCGACAUGUGUUCUUGUGCCUGGCUGUUGACAGGUGACCAGAUAGUGUAUCGUGUACUUGACCUUCAUGACACCUGGCUGUCCAGGGGAGCAGCUUCAUCGCUUUAUUUGUGCUUGUCUUGAAGUUUAUGUGUCACCCACACAGGGCUUGGGUUUUCUGUUUCCCUUUAUGUCUGAGAUAAGGUACAACCAAGCAAGAACAUUUCUUAAGAAAGUUAGAAGUUAACUAGUCUCUAAACCAUGGCCAGGACACAGGAAAUGUCAAAUGAGUUUAUUUCAAAUGGCACCGUUUAAAUAUGGGAAAAAUUUGGUGACUUCUCAUCAAUGGGUAGAUUUUUAUUUUACCUUUAAGAUUUAAAUUUCAAAACAUGUUUCCCACCCCCACACUCCCCUUUUCUUGUUAGCUCUUCCCAGGCACAGGCUGUCGGCAGCUGGGCCUGGGUCGUGGCCCCCAGCCAGCAUUUCCCAGUCAUUUUGAUAAGUGUUCUCUCCUGGUAUGUCAUGCUGAAUCCUUCCCUUACUGUCAGCUUUGCCACUGUGGUCUUGGUGGGAAAACCCCAUGGUCCCAAGCACAGGAAAGGGCCAGUUCACAGGGAGGGCACGUGUUCCUGAAGCCGCUCUACCGCUCCCUCAAAGGAGGAACAGACCAUGUGCCUGCUUGCUCGGGUGUGACACUGCCCCAAAGCUGUGCACAGGGCUUUCCAUGCCCCCUGCUCUGCGCUGAUGCCAAUCCUUCCUUGGCCAAGACUGUUGAGUCAUGUGGGGUCCAGAUUUAUAAGGCAAAGCCAGCCUACAGAGUUAGCAACCUAAAAGGUUCGGCAUCAUUGCUGUUGCUGAACUUUGCCUGUGACAUAUUAGUGCAUGGACAGUGCCUCCAAACUCAGUUUCCACAUAAGUGUAGAGUAUUUGGAAGCCUGGAAGUUCAGAAUCUCCCCUUUGUAAUCUUUUCUUUUGUCUGGUGGCCUUCCUAAGCCAGCUGUUCACCUGUUGAUUCCUCUGCUUUCCCAAGUAGGCAAGCAACAGAAAUGUUGAUUCUCUUAGUAGUCCGGUUCCUCUGAAUUCCACGCACCCAGUGUUACCCACGUUGCUGGCCAACCAGACUGUCCGUUUACAGCCCUCUGAGAAAUGCCUGCCUUGUCCAUGCCCAGUGCUCACUCUCCUGGGCACCGUGGGUGUGGGCCACAGGAAAGCAGCCCAAGUCCGGCAGGCGACUGUCUCCUCUUUGGGCACUCGCGAGGCACCUGCAGUGGGGGUCUCGGCACCACUGCAGCGAUGGAACCACAACUCUGUCUUUGAGGUGAUACCAAUUUUGUCUUAAAAUUCACUGAGAGAAAUGAGACAAAAUAUUUUUCUUUACACCCUCAGGAGCACUGAAAGGAGAUAUUUAUCAGUAUUUAAGUAUUUAAAACACAUCUUGUUUCUACUUGAAGCUUUAACCCCUCCAUUCCUACAAGUGUGCCUUUGAGAGCCCCUCCCCCCAGGUUAUAUUGACUUCACUGGUCACCACACUGACCUCAUGUAAGAAUUUUUAGUCUCUUCUGCCCUCUUGAACAGAACUUCCUGUUCUCUUUUCACGUUCUGCAGCAGAGAACACUCUGUGUUUUCCUAGCUCCACCCUCCCACACUUGGGGGGUGGGCUUCCUAACCCCAUCCCACCCCCAUUCUGGGAGCACCAGUGUGGUGUCAGAAAAUUAACUUUGUUUUUAAGGUAAUACAAGACUCCUCCUAGCCUUCUGCGGGUUGAUUUGAUUUUAACAUUUGUGUAUGUAGCAGGAGCUGAAAGCAUAAACUAUCUAGGAACUAUGUUGGAACAUUUUAUAAUGAGGAAGAGGAGGAAAGAAAACCAGUGUACGAAGUCUUGACUUUGGAGCACGGAGCCACUGGCCCGCAGAACAAGGGGCUCUCUCCCUUGCCUUCACUUUGUCUUUCUGGUUUCCUCUGCUUUGCCUUUUCCCUUCCCCUUCAGAGUAGUGCACCUGGUUGGUCUGUGUCCGUUCUUGUCUUCCUGGUGAUCCUGGCAUGGGGGUGUGCUCUGCUUUGCAUUAUCUGGUCCUGACAGUGUCGCUGUCAGUGGAGAAGAUCUGAAGAUGCCCCGGGAGCAAGCCGCGCUCAGCCAUGCGACAGCAUUGUACGAGGCCUGUUCUGAGCAGCUGGCUCCCUCCCCUAUUUCGCUGUGAGAGCAAACCUCAGGCGUGGGCUCCACUGAACGCUACCUGCUCUGCUUCCUCCCACCAACCAGGGUUCAUGUCAGUGCACACCCGCCGUGCCCUGGCAAAGCUGGUGCUGUGAGUGGUGUUUCCCAUACAGUUCAGGGGUGCCAGGUGGCUUACCCUGAGAUAGUAGUCAUUUUAGGCACAUACCAGUGUAGGAAUGAAAAUGGAUUUCAUGAAUAUUUAAAUCUGUCAAUUUCAUUUUUUGUUAAUGUUUUCCCCCUGACGACUUUUUAGCAA
This is a messenger RNA of Octodon degus (degu), 5956 nucleotides long. It is a transcript of the gene Fbxo42, whose product is annotated as F-box protein 42. Bases 210 to 2375 code for a protein of 721 amino acids. Lineage: Eukaryota; Metazoa; Chordata; Mammalia; Rodentia; Octodontidae. Gene Ontology annotation, molecular function: protein binding. The transcript has 10 exons. The record is from RefSeq and is a predicted model, not a curated record.